Messenger RNA from Drosophila navojoa, 513 nucleotides. It is a transcript of the gene RpL37A, whose product is annotated as ribosomal protein L37A. NCBI's taxonomy places the organism in Eukaryota, Metazoa, Arthropoda, Insecta, Diptera, Drosophilidae. The record is from RefSeq and is a predicted model, not a curated record. Gene Ontology annotation, molecular function: structural constituent of ribosome. Gene Ontology annotation, biological process: translation. Gene Ontology annotation, cellular component: ribosome.
CUGUCUGUGUGCUGUGAGCAAGCGCAGCCUACUUCACUUCAUGCCGUUGACAGGCCGUCUCUUUCCUGUUGAAUUUUUUGACAAAUCAACAACUUAAAAAUGGCCAAGCGCACCAAGAAGGUUGGAAUCGUUGGUAAAUAUGGUACCCGUUAUGGUGCCUCGCUGCGUAAGAUGGUCAAGAAGAUGGAAAUCACGCAGCACAGCAAAUAUACCUGCUCUUUCUGUGGCAAGGAUUCCAUGAAGCGCUCCGUCGUCGGCAUCUGGUCGUGCAAGCGUUGCAAGCGCACCGUUGCUGGCGGUGCCUGGGUCUACUCCACGACCGCUGCCGCCUCAGUGCGCUCCGCCGUGCGUCGUCUGCGUGAGACGAAGGAACAGUAAAAACACAACAAAAUGCUCCGUUACGUUUAGAAGUUCCCGUAGUUUUAUAGACACGCAAUUUUUCUGUGGUUUGCGCCGCGCCGGUUGAAAGAAAAGUUCUUGCUUUUACUCUCUAAAAGCAUAAAGUGAAGAAAA